This is a messenger RNA of Melampsora larici-populina 98AG31, 714 nucleotides long. RefSeq lists its product as uncharacterized. NCBI's taxonomy places the organism in Eukaryota, Fungi, Basidiomycota, Pucciniomycetes, Pucciniales, Melampsoraceae. The coding region runs from base 1 to 714 and encodes 237 amino acids. The record is from RefSeq and is a predicted model, not a curated record. The transcript is spliced from 2 exons.
AUGCGUUUUGUGCCCCUGGGUGCCCGGUCUAUAAAUAGGAAGAAAUGUUCGACAACAACCGAUUUGCCCGGUUCAUCCAAUGUCACUCGAACUCGUACUUCUUCAACCGAGCGAUCUCCUUCACCCUCUCUUCGCACAGGAAAGACUCCACGAAUUCGACAAAGAGAAGGCACACAUGAGGGAGCAGUAUCUACCAACCAGGGCGUCAGCGGCGAGCCAAGUUUUCGACGAAACGGUGUUCGGAGCACCUCUGCAUGCAAUCCUGUACAGGAUAAAUUCUCUGGAAUGAGCAUCAAUCCGGAAAAGUUUACCCUUCAAGAACCUCAUCAUUCCUCUCCGAAAGCCUCUUCCUUUACUCGAGAAACAAAUCGAAAUUCCAGCAAUGUGCCCGGAAAUUCUAGAUCGAAAAACUUAAUCGGGGACAUGUCAACUGCCUUUGCUGGUCCUCAUCAUACCCAAUUGGAAAGUAGCUCGGCUCCAAACCCAGGUGUGGCCAACCAGCUCCAUGCGUUGAUCAAUUCUCAAAGCUCGCAAGAGGCAGAACCGUUGAUGUGCGACUUCCUUAUUUUAGAUCCUGCCGCCCCGGCAACGAAUAUCUGUCAUGAGAAACCUUUCCACUUUGAUUGGAAGUUUGGGGCACUCUUGGUGGUAUCCUCGGUACAUUUCUUCUGGUUCAUCCGGGCAUGGUGGGAUGAAUAUGCUCAUGCAUAUUAA